Messenger RNA from Nelumbo nucifera (sacred lotus), 3088 nucleotides. RefSeq names its product calmodulin-binding protein 60 B-like. Gene Ontology annotation, cellular component: nucleus. Gene Ontology annotation, biological process: regulation of salicylic acid biosynthetic process. Lineage: Eukaryota; Viridiplantae; Streptophyta; Magnoliopsida; Proteales; Nelumbonaceae. The record is from RefSeq and is a predicted model, not a curated record. Gene Ontology annotation, molecular function: DNA-binding transcription factor activity; sequence-specific DNA binding; calmodulin binding.
UACUUCAGCCGUCAAACCCAACUCUGAUUCGUGUAAGAACGAAAAGACCGGAGACAUUUUGCUCUCGCAGACUCGUCCACUCACAUUUUCUGGGGUUGCGUCUACGAAUUCUCUCCUUCACUGAAAAUUUUUCGAUUACAAGCUCAUUCUUUUCAGAUCGGCUGUGGAGGAUUGGUGUGCGGCUUUGUGGGGAGUUUGAUUUUUGGUGGAUUGCGCAGUAAAGGAGUGGUUUACUGGUUUUGGUUUCAGAUCUGUGGAUUUAAGGGUUUCAUUUAGAAGUUUUGUUGGGAAGUCGAGUUAAAUGCAGAGGCAAACUAGGUAUUUGGAGAGAUCGAACACUAUGAACAGGGAAAAACGCGGGCUGGACCCUAGUGAGGGUGAAGAAGGGCAACCGGAGAAGAAGCGGCCGGCUCUUGCUAGUGUCAUUGUUGAAGCUCUCAAGGUUGAUAGCUUGCAGAAACUUUGUUCAUCUUUGGAGCCUAUUCUCCGUAGAGUUGUCAGUGAAGAAGUGGAGCGUGCUUUGGCAAAGUUGGGCCCAGCAAGACUUAAUGGAAGGUCUUCUCCAAAACGUAUAGAGGGGCCUGAUGGGAGAAAUUUGCAGCUUCACUUCCGGUCUAGGCUGUCCCUUCCCCUUUUUACUGGAGGGAAAGUUGAAGGAGAGCAGGGUGCUGCAGUCCAUGUUGUCUUACUUGAUGCAAACACAGGUCAUGUUGUCACAACAGGGUCAGAGUCCUCAGUAAAACUUGAUGUUGUUGUGCUUGAAGGUGACUUCAAUAAUGAAGAUGAUGAUGACUGGACUCAGGAAGACUUUGAAAGUCAUGUGGUAAAAGAGCGUGAAGGAAAGAGACCCCUUCUUACUGGGGAUCUGCAAGUAACACUAAAGGAAGGUGUAGGAACCCUAGGAGAACUUACAUUUACUGACAACUCAAGUUGGAUAAGGAGCAGAAAGUUCAGGCUUGGACUAAAGGUUGCCUCAGGCUUCUGUGAGGGUAUCCGUAUUCGUGAGGCAAAAACAGAUGCUUUUACUGUCAAGGAUCACCGAGGAGAAUUAUACAAGAAGCACUAUCCUCCUGCAUUAAAUGAUGAUGUUUGGAGGUUAGAGAAGAUUGGCAAGGAUGGAUCAUUCCAUAAGAGGCUGAAUAAGUCUGGAAUAUACACGGUGGAAGAUUUUCUUCGGUUUGUGGUUAGAGACCAACAAGGACUGAGAAAUAUCCUUGGAAGUGGCAUGUCCAAUAAGAUGUGGGAGGUUCUUGUAGAGCAUGCUAAGACCUGCGUUCUGAGUGGGAAGCUUUAUGUUUACUAUUCCGAUGAUACAAAGAAUGUUGGUGUUGUUUUUAACAACAUCUAUGAGUUGAGUGGGCUUAUUGCUGGUGGACAAUAUUACUCGGCUGACUCUCUUUCUGAUAGUCAGAAGGUGUAUGUUGAUACCUUGGUGAAGAAGGCAUAUGACAACUGGGGGCAUGUAAUAGAGUAUGAUGGGAAAGCACUUUUGAGCUACAAGCAGAACAAGAGGCCUAGUUCUUCUAGAUCUGAGCUUCCAAUGGGUCCAGAAUAUUCUAAUUCAUUUGAUCAGCAGAUCUCCGUACCUCGCCUGCCUGUUCCUUCAGAGCAGCCUUCGAUGGAUUCAGGCCUGAAUGUUGGGGUUUCAGGAUAUAAUGAUAAUCUGGCAACUAGAUAUCCAGCACAGUCACAAGUAAAUUCCAAUUCCCAUGUGCAAUUUGAUGGCAAUUCAUUUGCCCCACAGAACCAGAUGAUUAGCACUUCACACCAAACACAAUUCCCAAGAAAUGAAAACAUUGUAGGGUUGGCCCUGGGGCCACCACAAUCAUCAACACCAGGAUUCCAGAAUGUGGGUCCAUCCAUCCAAGCAUCAAAUGUAUCUUCUUAUGAUGAUUGGUCCCAUAGCCGAGAAAAUGGGGGAGUUGAUGGAUUCUUCUCAGAGGAAGAGAUCCGCAUGAGAAGUCAUGAAAUGCUUGAGAAUGAAGACAUGCAACAUCUACUUCGUAUCUUCAGCAUGGGUGGCCAAACUGCCAUUAAUAUAUCAGAGGAAGGAUACUCUUAUCCGUCAUACAUACCAUCCCCAACGCCGAACUUGGGUUUUGAUGAGGAUCGCUCACGUUCAUCAGGCAAAGCUGUUGUAGGAUGGCUCAAGCUCAAGGCAGCGUUAAGGUGGGGCAUCUUUAUCAGGAAGCAAGCGGCUGAGAGGCGGGCACAGCUUGUUGAGUUGGAUGACUAGUUGAUAUGCUAUGGGGCUUGUUGUCAAACCACAUAUUCUGCCUCAAAAGUUGGACUCACUAUUUAACCAUCUUUGACUCAAUGUUGGUAGGGGGGAUGGGUCUUUUAUGCAGUUGCUGGGGUUCUGAUUGAUUGGGUAUUAUCAGACAGCUGGGAAUCUCUGCUUGUACAGUUCUUGCCUGUACAGUAAGUCUGUUUCUUCUUUAAGAUCCUUACUAAUAUUGUGUUUAAUUGAUUAGGAUGCUUUUUUUUUCUUUUCUUUUCUGAAAGAUGCUUAUCCAUCUACUAUCUUUCUCCACAACUUGCUUUUCUAUCGAUGUGGGGGUUGGUUGGAGUUCCGGUCUUGGUCUAUCCUAUUGAGGAUCCUUAAUGAUGCAGUGUUGGUGACUGGCUUCAGGGGACAACUUUUGACUGAAAGUUGUGUCGACUUGGGUGUGCUUUGUAUGAUGAAACAUUGACUGAAGACCAGAGCUGGUCUAUUAAAGUUAUGCUAAAUAGAUAUAUAUAUGCUUAUGUAAUCUAUGUGGAUUCCAAAACAAGCAUGCAGACAAUACACACAAUAAACUUUUUUGUUGCCUGGUAAAUCUUUUAAGGUGAUGUUACCUUCUGUUGGUGUGUAAGCAGAACACAUCACCAUGGAAUGAUUCCAAGGACUCCUAGCAGGCUUCCAAGGUGCUUGUUUUGGAGGUGGGGAACGCCGGAAAUGCAGUUAUCUUUGUAUCUUAGUUAAUUAGAUGCUGCUGUCAUUGUGGCAGGGUGGCUUCUUGAAUCUUAGCAGGUUCCAGUCAGGUCAUGCUUAUUGCAAUGUAACAGUGUCACAUUUUGCAAUCUAUAUGCCAAGAUAUUCUCUAUA